Molecule: messenger RNA, 1608 nt
Organism: Branchiostoma floridae (Florida lancelet)
Lineage: Eukaryota; Metazoa; Chordata; Leptocardii; Amphioxiformes; Branchiostomatidae
Product: protein YIPF6-like
Exons: 3
Coding region: 104-781 (225 amino acids)
Biological process (GO): endoplasmic reticulum to Golgi vesicle-mediated transport
Cellular component (GO): trans-Golgi network; membrane
Source: RefSeq, a predicted model, not a curated record
UUAAUCUCUGUACAAGUCCGGAUCUUCCGUUUCCCCCGGUACUUUGUCAUUUGAGCUCUCCUCGUGCAACUAAUGGCUUGUCCCGAAUAAAACACAUCCCAACAUGGCGGCGACUAGUGUUGACGUGUCUGACGUGACGGACCAGGUGCCGUUAGACGUGGAGGGAGACAUCACCGUCCCCGGAGCUCCUCCCGAGGAGGACGAGGAUGACUUCUCCACUCUAGACGAGCCGGUGAAGGAUACUAUUCUGAGAGAUCUGAAGGCUGUUGGCAAGAAGUUUGUGCAUGUGUUGAACCCACUGAAAGGCAGCCGGUCCUUACUGAGGGAGUGGGACCUGUGGGGCCCCCUGGUCCUGUGUGUCAUGGUGGCACUCUUACUACAGGGAGACAACGCAGCAGACACCGGAGCACCACAGUUUGCUGAGGUGUUUGUGAUUCUGUGGGUUGGUGCUGUGGUUGUGACCUUGAACUCCCAGCUGCUUGGAGGUCAGCUUUCGUUCUUCCAGAGUGUGUGUGUCCUGGGCUACUGUGUCCUUCCACUCAGCAUGGCACUCAUCGUCUGCAGAAUUAUCCUGGCAGCCUCCGCCACACAGACUAUCGUGUUGUUCGCCAUACGGUUUGUGACCGUUCUUCUUGGGUUUGCCUGGUCGACCUUUGCAGCAAUGGCCUUUCUGGGAGACAGCCAACCAGUCAACAGAAAAGCUCUGGCAGUUUAUCCAAUCUUUUUGUUUUACUUUAUCAUCAGCUGGAUGAUAAUAUCACAUACACACUCGGACACUUAGUAUCAGACUGAAGUACAGUAGAAUGCCUAUUAGAAGCAGUCCAAAACUAGAUCCUUAUGAGUUUAUGACUUGAUUAUAGCUGAUAGAUUUCCUCAUGGAUUAGAGCAUUUUGGACACAAGGGUAGAAGGUCAAGUUUUGAAGAUCUUUAAUAUUAGUUAUUGAAAAUGAUAAGCAAUAAUUUAUGAGAUAUAGGUAAUGGUGGCAAAAUGUUUUGUUUUUUUUUGUAUUCUUCUUUCUGUGCCAUGACUCUGCAAAGUAUCUGCAAACUAAGCUGUUGUUAUUACAAGGAAUCUAUAUUUGAAGGAUUUGUAUAUUGAAGGGUACUAGCAUGUAUAUAUUCAUUGGAAUUGAAAGAAGUUUGUAAGUAUUAUUGUUAUAUCAGAAGAGACAACGAAGAUAUGUAAAUUCUUACGUAGUUUUCAAUCAAUGUUGUAUCUAUACGUUAAAGUUAAACUUAUCAUGUUAUAAGGAGUUAGCUUUUCAACCAUAAAAUGCAAGCAUUGUUCCUGUCAAUUCAGUUUAUUUAUUAUAUUUUUUUGUUUCCUUUUCGGGUAUGUGAUUAAUUAUAAGAUAUGGCACACAGUUUUGUACAUAAGGAAAUCAUUUCAACAGACUAAUUAGUUUUGAUGAUGAAGAAGGUCAAACCUUUUACAACUUUUUUUUCAGGUUAUUGUACAAUCAGGUGUGUGUGUGUACUAUACAAUCAUAUUCUAAAGUUUUGCUACUGGAUAAAGGAUAUAUUUGUUCAGUUGAAGGUACCACCUACAGCUACCAUUACAUGCAUGUAUGAAAUUCAUGUAAUACAACAAAUACAAAUUACAAGCCU